GGACUGGGUGUUGCCUUGGUGUCUCGGAGCUGAAGUCAGACAGUGUUGGUCCAGUCCGUUAGCCGCCGUCCUUACCACUCUCCCCCCGCUGUCUACUCUGAUAUCCUCGCUGAAUCUCGACCCCCCCUACGGAUCAACAAUGGGAGUUGAAGGCUGCACCAAAUGCAUCAAGUACAUGCUCUUCUUCUUCAACUUCAUCUUCUGGCUUACAGGAGGUGUGAUCCUGGGCGUGGCCCUGUGGCUGAGACACGACCCAAAGACCAGCAACCUGCUGGAGCUGAACUUUGAUGGAGCCCAAGCCCCCAGCACCUUCUACAUCAGUGUCCACAUCCUGAUCGCUGUGGGUGCAGUGAUGAUGGUGGUCGGUUUCCUUGGAUGUUAUGGCGCCAUCCAGGAGUCCCAGUGUCUUCUGGGAACUUUCUUCGCCUGCCUCGUCAUCCUGUUCGCCUGUGAAGUAGCAGCUGGAAUCUGGGGCUUCAUGCACAGAGAAACUGUGUCGAAGGAGAUGAUGAACUACUACGACUCGGUGUACGACAAGGCCAUGACACAAAGUCUGACUGAUGAUAAGAAGCAGGCGGCUGCCUCUGUGCUCAAGGUCUUCCACGAGACGCUGAUCUGCUGCGGUAAAGGACAGGGCUCUACUUUUUUCACACGCUUAACGGACGCGGUCGGCGUGACCGACCUCUGCCCCUCCGGUGGAACCACAGUGAGCUGCCACAACAGGAUCCAGGAAUUGUUCUCAGAUAAGAUUUAUCUGAUCGGUAUUGCCGCUCUGGUGGUCGCUGUUAUCAUGAUCUUUGAGAUGAUCUUCAGCAUGGUGUUGUGCUGCGGGAUCCGUAACAGCCCGGUGUACUGAAGCGUCUGACCACCAGUCGGCUCGCUGAUGAAGGAGGGACGACCUCGCCGUCUGUCUCAGUGUUGUUUUUUUUUUUUUUCUUGUUUUUUUUUCUUUUAUAAGCAGGAGAUGUCACAUAUAUUGCUUGCUGGAUUUAGUUAGCUCUGUGAGACGAUGAUGUAAGCCAUCCUCCAUGGAGCAUUUUAACGACACUGUCUAUGAAGUUUAUGUUAGUUACAGAUGCUGUUCUGCAUAUUUAACCCAUGCUAUCCUAACCUGAUAGAUCUUAUAUCACACUGUCACACCUGAGUUACACACACCUGUCCUGGUGCUCUAAUCCUUUGACUUGUUUACUGCUUUCUAUUCUUGGUUUUAUGGAUGUUUUUCACUGUUUUAUGUAUAAACUGUAUAUAAAUAUAUAUAUUAACAGUGCUUUAUGACUGCCUGAGCAUGGAGGUUGUAUUACACUCUGCCUACACUCUUUGCUUGUCUGUGUUGCUCCAGACUGAACCAGGUGAUGUGUCUCUGUUUCACAUCCACAUCGCUGUGUGGCGUCUGCACCAGCUGACGAUGGGAGGAGUUUAUCCUGGAAGCUGCUCAGUCGCAUAAAACCUUCAAAUUAUUCUCCCUUAGUUGACUUAGUCCUUUCAAUUAAAAUAAGUUGCAUCCCUUUGAAUAAAGUCAUGUAACUUUAACAUAAAGUCUAGCCUAACUUAGGCAUCCAAAACUCACAAAUUCAGCCUAUUGGUCUCAAAAUCUGCAACAUUUCAAAUGAAAUCAGGAGAAACAGGAUGAGGAACUCUUGAUUGUUUCAGCUCAGGGUUGUGUUUGAACUACAGUCUGUAAACCUCCUCUGAUGUGAUCUCUCUGAGAGUAUAAGUUAACUGAUAAAAGAGAAGUCUAAAGGAGGAAAAUUAAAAGCUUUUAUGCCACUUGUGCGUUUUUACAUCAGUCCACACAUCGCUCGCUGCCUGCAGACGACACAGGGUGAAACUCCAGCCUGUGGUCAAACAGAGACCUGGUUUUGUUUUUUCCUUGUCUGGUUCAGUCUGGUCCUGUCUCAUCGUUCUGUCCCGUCAGCUUCACAGCGAAUUAACCUCCUCAUCGUCAUCCUUCAUGUAACAACUGAUCACCGGUGGUUUGCUGUCCUGCUAAUUUCGCUUAUCUGUUAGUUUGACCCUGAAUGCUCUCCAGAAACAUGUUUGAACAAGUGUGUUUAGUGUGCACGCGCAGAAAAGAACAGGGACAGACUCCAUUAACCUGUGGGGAAACUGGAACUUUUUUUUUUGGGGUGCAGUCGCGUCCGCAGGGUUAUUAAAUCAACAGGAGGAAGAAAUUCAUUUAAUUGGGGGGAUUUCUCAGACGUCAGGGCGUCGAAUUGCCUCAAGGUUAAGUCCUGUGCCCUGCAGAGGCUAUAGUCCUCACAUGGGGGCUUCUGUGUUCGAUUUAGAUCCUCCCAACACUUAAGAAAAGGUCAAACCAAACUCCUUUUUAAAAAAAAACAGUACUGUUUGCUUAUUGUCUUGCAAACCUGACAAAUCACCAAUUUCAGACUUUUUACAAAUCUGCAUCAUGAUGGAGUCGUUUCAGCAUCCUUUCAACCUGUUUACUGUAAUUAAAUCCUGUUUAUUUUGGGUUCAGGGUGCUAUAACAAACCUGAUCUUAGCUGACUUCAUUCAAACAAAUGUUUGCACCAAAUCAUUUGAGCGGACCUUAAAGUUGCUCGUUGAAGUCACAAACCCGGACUAUAAGAAAUAGUUCCAGCCUGCAGGUAAUGCGUAACCUUCAUGAGUUGUUAGGGGUGCUAAUGGUUUUGUGUCUGCUCUGUGAGUCAGUUUCACCCUCUCAGGUUGAUUGUUGUGCUGACUUUAGUCUUGUUUAGUUUCAGGCAGCGCAGUCACAUUAACACCUUCACCCUCAGGAUCACACCAUGCCGCUCAUUCGCUCCCACACACACACAGGCUAGAAAAAUCCUCUGUCCUGAGCUCUGCUCCUGCUCGUCUCAUUUUAACGCUACACACACACACACACACACACACACACACACACACACACACACACACACACAGUCCUAGCAUCAACAUCAUCCUGUGUAACCUUUCAUACUAUCACUAAAACCUUGUCUUGUUUAACAUCCCAUACUUAAACUGAGAACCAGUAAAAGUGUCUUGUAAUAUUUACAGCUCUGAUGUAUUGUACUAAUGAAUCAUGAAGGCUGUAGAGAGACAAUGUAUGCCUUUUUUCCUCUUGUAUUGUGAUAACUUGUCUGGUACGUCGUGAAGGAAGUCUGCACAGAGAGGGGAGGGGUUAUUGUGUGGCAGUGCGAACUGAGAGGAAAUCAAACCUUCACCCUGUCAGUUUCUCUGACAGACUGUCCAUGAUGCUGACUUUUUGAUCCCCCUGCCACUUUAAACUGACCCCUCUCUGCUCCUGUAGACUUUGGUUUGCCCAGAUAUAAAGGGAUUAAAUGUUCUUUACAAAUAAA
Messenger RNA from Labrus bergylta (ballan wrasse), 3320 nucleotides. It is a transcript of the gene cd81a, whose product is annotated as CD81 molecule a. Lineage: Eukaryota; Metazoa; Chordata; Actinopteri; Labriformes; Labridae. The record is from RefSeq and is a predicted model, not a curated record. Gene Ontology annotation, cellular component: plasma membrane.